AUGGCACACGCAGAAGAGGCGCAGCAAAGUGGGAACCUGGUCCUGUACGCUGUUGUGGGCGUUUAUCUCGCCCUACUGGUCUUCACUGCGCAUGUGGCACGUGCGAGGAAGAAGAGAGAGUCACAGGUGCUUGGCAAGGUGAAAGCUCACUUCAGCGGCUCCUAUGGUUCCUUCGUGCUCAUGCUCACCACCUUCUCCACCGUCUACUCCGGUUUCACGGUUACCGGGAUUCCAGACGAGGCCUUUUCCAAAGGCUUCGUGUCUCUCAGAUGGAUUGGCGCCACUCUGGUCAUUGUCGCGGGGAUGCUCUUGCUCUACCCCAGGCUCCGGAGGUUGGCUGUGGAGCGCAACUACACAAGCCCGUUCGACUUCAUCUCGGAUCGCUUCGGCACAAAGCGCGCGAGAGUCCUCUGUGCCAUCUGUGGGGUGAUCCCAAUGACGCUGUACAUCACAGCUCAGAUGCUCUCCUUCGCUGCCAUGGUCGAGGGGAUGACCAUGCAAGUCCUUCCAAAGUCGGUCAGCAUGCUGCUGUUUUGUGCGAUGAUACUAACCUUGGAGAUGUUAGGAGGAAUGAACAGCGUGGUGUUCACUGACGUGGUGCAGAGCAUUGUCAUGAUCGCCUCGUUUCUGGUUGUUCCCUUCUUAAUCGGAGCAGAGUGGGGAUUCCUACCCCAGAUGGCGCCUGCGGAUUGCCAGUAUUUGGAGCAUGUUUCGCCACAUGCACCAGAUCGGUUUGCUGCGCCAGCUCCCUGUGUGGGGCCCGAAUGCCUCCCUGCCGGCUGCAUUGGUGCUGCGCAGCCCGAGUUUUACGAUUUCCCCAGUAGAUCAACAUUCUGUAGCAUCUUGUUCUUCUUGACGAACAUGCUUGCCGCCCCGGUGCAGCCCCAUAUGCUUCAGCGAGCCUACAUAGCACGGAGCGACUUCGAUUUGCGCAUCGUCAUUGGCGCCAUGCUGCUAGCCCCAUUCAUUGCCCAGCCCCCCGGCAUCGUGAUCGGCCUCACAAAGGCCGCCAAUGACCCUGCCUGGCCGGCUAUUGAUCAAGAAGCCACGGCCUUCUCCGGGCUAACUGCGCAGCUAAAGCUUGUGGGUCCAUUCCAGUACUUCCUGGUGUCUGUGAUGACGUGCUCAGCUCUUGCAGCCAUCAUGUCCACAGCUGACUCUGCUCUGAUGGGCGUUUCGAGUGUGGUGUCGAUCGACAUAUUACAGGGAACUCUGAUACCCUCAAUGACCAACGAGACUGUGGUGCGAGUUGGUGUGAUGAGCUCUUUCUUCACCUGCGCCGUAGCCUUCUUCAUGGGCACUUUCUUGAGCUCCGACCAGAUGGGCGCAAUCAUCGUCUUUCAGAACGGCAUGCUGCUACAGCUUCUGCCGGCAUUCGGGAUUGGCCUCUACACGAAAGUUUCUGAGCGAUCAGUGAGCUCUGGCAUCAUUGUUGGCCUUCUGUCCCUACUGUUGCUCGUGAUUUUUGGCAACCCUCUGGAUGAAUAUGUGCCCGACAUCAACGUGUCAGCUUUCCUAAAUUUCCUUACCGUUGCCCUGGUGCACUUCCUUAUUCCCGGCUCAUCGGGUAAAGAGUUGCUCGACAUCACCAAAGUUCGUUCCUACAUGGCCACAUCUAGGGAGCCCAGCCUCGUGUUGCUUCUGCUCAUGUUCGCCAUAGCCCUGGUGUCGGCGCCGUGGUACAGCACGCCUGGAGAGAAGGAUCCCAUGUUUUGGGGCAUUCCUCGAUGGGGCUGCGUGCAACUCGGUGCCUUUGUCGUCAUCUUUGCCAUUGGCGCCAUAGCCGUUGUCAGAUGGAAGCCCCCUCCGGAGGCGAGGCAAGAGACCCACGCACCCGGUGAGAAAGUCGAUGGUGUCGCAGCAGCGCAGAUCGAAGCUGACGUGGCCGACUCCGUGAAAAUGAAUCGCGAGGUGCAGAUCCUGCAGGGACUACAUCAUCCGAGGAUAGUCAACCUCCAUGAUGUACACAGAACGAAGCAAUGGGUGUUCCUAGUUAUGGAACUGGUCCGGGGCGGUGAGCUUUUCGACGCGAUUGUGAGUAGCAAGACGCUCAACGAAGUUGAGGCGAAGUACAUCUUUCGGCAACUUCUGGAGGGUGUUGGCUACAUGCACUCCAAGAACGUCAUACACCGGGACUUGAAGCCAGAGAACAUCCUCAUCGGCUCUAGCAUGGAGCUGCCUCCGCCUUUGACGGGAAUCUUGCGCGAGGUGAAGAUAGCAGAUUUCGGCCUUUCCAAGAUCAUCAACGAGGGCUCCUCCUUUGCGAAGACCUUUGUGGGGACACCCCAGUAUUGGGCUCCUGAGGUCUUGAAUGUGCAGAGAGGCGGUGGGGUCUACACGCAAGCCGCGGAUUUCUGGAGUCUGGGUGCUGUGCUCUUCGUCAUGCUGGGUGGCCGUUAUCCUUUCGACGGGAAAGCGAUGCCGCUCGAGGAGCAGAUCCGAACUGCCAGCUACAGCAUGACAUCCCCGGCCUGGCAGCGCGUGUCCGAGGAAGCAAAGGACAUGGUUCGGGGGUUGCUGAAGGUGAAUCCCACGGACCGGCUCAAGUUGGAGGACUGCAUAGUCCAUCCAUGGAUGGCUGGAGGGGGAAUUCCGCCAGCCAUGGAACCGCCUCGGGCAUUGCCCCAGAUGGUGCCGAAGGAUUUCAUAGCUGAGACGCAUCCGGGUCCUGUACCGAUCGUCACGCACCCACCAUCAUCGAGUGAUCUUUCGGCAAGAUCGGACAGCUUUGGGAAGGAGCGGGCGAAGAGCGGCAGCUCUGCCGCCAAGGCGGCUGCGACGCCGGCCUCUGAGGGCUCGGCAGCCUCGGCUGCACAGUUUCCGCCACCUGGGGCCUCCCUGGUCAAUGUCAACGAGCAGCCUGAGGAAGACGAGGACCUCAUCUUUUGUCUGAACGAGCUCCUCAAGCUUCAGGUUUCGAUUUCCAGCUCGCUGGAAGUUGCCUCGUUGGCUUUCCGGCAUGCGGACACAGACCUGUCUGACAGCAUCCGCCGAGCCUUCAAUGAGGCGAACACGCUCUCUGCGAAAGCCGCCGCUGCCGUCGCUGGCUACGCCCAGGUGGCCCAGCAGGUGAGUCGCAACAUUCUUCCCGACCUGAAGCUAGCCAUUCAGGAGAAGGAACCGAACUUAGCUGUAAGCCUGCUUGGCAUUGUCAAAGAGUGGGUCAGCAACAUGAAGAAGGAUGGGGAGCAAAUCCAACAGCACUACAGCUGCUUGCAGCAGUCCGUGCAAACCCUCAUCCUCGGUGCUCAGCGAGCAAAGAGCAGUGCUGACCAGCGACUGGCGGCAACUCUACAAGAGCAGGUCGCCGACAUGGAUGGAGACUUGCCAGGGCUUCCUGGAGGGUUUGGCCCUCCCUCUCUCGCCCUCGAAGGAGGGCACGAGGAGAAGAAGACCAGCGAAGGCCUGGGCAAUGUGGCAAGCCAGCGGCCCGAAGUGAUUGUUGCCGGAGGAAGUUCUGUUCCACAAUCCUUGGCGCCUCAAGUACCACAGCCUCAGCCAGGCAAGAACGAGACCACAUUGAGUGUGCCGUUCAGCAUGAACAUGUGGACAAGGCACUUGUUUGAUCAGCUGUCGGGCCUUCCAGAAGAAGGCAAGAAGCCGCUGCGGCCAGGAGCUGGCGAUGCCAGCAACUUGCCGCUGGCAGACAACUUGGAGGAGUGGAAGUCUGACGUGCUGGACUUGCUGUUCAUGGCACCCGGUAUGGGACAGAAAUCCCUUCCAAAGCCGGAACCCUUCCAGCCUCCUCAGGCUUUGCCACGAGUGGACUCUUCUUCUCACGAGGUCAUUAACUCUGCAGAGCAGACUGAGCCCAGCCUGCAGUCAAGCAUCUCUCGAGGCCAUGCCGAGAGCUCCGUCGAGGAUGUCAACAUGGACGAGGAUGCGUAUGCAGACGCCAUCAUCCAGUACAACGAGUGUGCCAAUGAGAAAGAAUUUGUCAAAAACACCUCGGGUUGUCUCAUUCGAGCUCUUCGGGAGCUGAAGCGCGUGGACGAGAUCCUUCAGGGCUGCUCAGCAUUCUGGGCGAACAUGGAUGGCACUGUACAGAAACUUGCUCAGAUGAAGGAGCACACUGAAUGUCUCGUCAACUUCGCCAACAGCAGCAAGCUCCUGCGUGAGAGGUUUGAUCAGCGACUGUCGGAGUACACGACCUUCUGGACUUCUCUUGAAAGGCUAUGCAGGCAGUACUGCGUUGACUACCAGACCUUUCACAAGAAGAUCCAGGACACGAUUCGAGAUGUCUCCAACCUUGCUGAUGUAUAUGACACAGCUCAAAGCGCUCGGAUAGGUGUGGCUAUGGGCUACAGGGAGAAAGAGAUGAGGAGAGGUGGCGGCUAUGUAGUGCAGUGA
Molecule: messenger RNA, 4350 nt
Organism: Symbiodinium natans
Lineage: Eukaryota; Dinophyceae; Suessiales; Symbiodiniaceae
Source: the annotation of a GenBank genome assembly